CACGAUGCCUUCUGCAGCUGGAAAGGGGUCUCGGUCAAGGAGAGGAGUUCAUUACUUCGUAAAUGGUAUGACUUAAUGAUGGAAAAUAAGGACGACCUUGCCAAGAUCAUAACUGCUGAGAGUGGAAAGCCACUGAAAGAGGCCCAGGGAGAAGUUCUGUAUUCAGCCCUUUUCCUAGAAUGGUUCUCAGAGGAAGCUCGUCGUAUUUAUGGAGACAUCAUCUAUACCUCUGCCAAGGAUAAACGGGGGCUGGUCCUCAAGCAGCCCAUUGGUGUGGCCGCAAUCAUCACACCGUGGAAUUUUCCUAGUGCCAUGAUCACCCGGAAAGUGGGGGCCGCUCUGGCAGCUGGCUGCACUGUGGUGGUGAAACCUGCGGAAGACACACCCUACUCUGCCCUGGCCUUGGCACAGCUUGCAAACCAGGCGGGAAUCCCCCCAGGGGUCUAUAAUGUCAUUCCCUGCUCUAGAACCAAAGCCAAGGAAGUGGGAGAGGCACUAUGUACUGAUCCACUGGUGUCCAAAAUUUCCUUUACUGGUUCAACGGCAACAGGAAAGGUCCUGCUGCACCAUGCAGCAAAUUCUGUGAAGCGAGUCUCCAUGGAGCUGGGUGGCCUUGCUCCAUUCAUUGUCUUUGACAGUGCCAAUGUGGACCAGGCUGUCGCAGGAGCAAUGGCAUCCAAGUUUAGGAAUGCUGGGCAGACUUGUGUUUGUGCAAACAGAUUCUUAGUACAACGGGGUAUCUAUGAUUCCUUUGUAAAGAAGUUUGCAGAAGCAAUGCAGAAAAGCCUGCGUGUGGGUAAUGGAUUUGAGGAAGGAAUAACUCAGGGCCCAUUAAUUAAUGAGAAAGCAGUAGAAAAGGUAGAGAAGCAUGUGAAUGACGCAGUUGCCAAAGGGGCCGAGGUUGUGACAGGCGGGAAGCGACACCAAAGAGGGGGAAAUUUUUUUGAGCCCACCCUGCUCAGCAAUGUCACCAAGGACAUGCUCUGCAUCACUGAAGAGACCUUUGGGCCCCUGGCGCCAGUUGUCAAGUUUGAUAAAGAAGAAGAGGCCAUUGCCAUCGCAAAUGCAGCUGAUGUUGGAUUAGCAGGGUACUUUUACUCUCAAGACCCAGCCCAGAUCUGGAGAGUGGCAGAGCAGCUGGAGGUGGGCAUGGUUGGCGUGAAUGAAGGACUGAUCUCUUCAGUGGAGUGUCCCUUUGGUGGGGUGAAGCAGUCUGGCCUUGGGCGAGAAGGGUCCAAGUAUGGUAUUGACGAGUAUCUGGAGGUCAAGUAUGUGUGUUAUGGAGGCUUGUAGGGUUCUUCACCUCUUUAAAAAUAAUAAAGCUACUUAGAUCUGUAGGGACAUUUUUAAAAUAAACAAGCAGGUAAUCAGAAUUAUGAAUUUUAAAAAAUUCACAUCGUAGAUGCAAAUCCUAGCCCUUCCCUUAUCUAACUAGGGACCAAUGAAUGCCAUAUACCUGUGGCUGUGGGCCCUAGCCAGUACUGGGACCUCAGCACAACCCCACUGCCUCAGGACAAGGUACAGUGUGAGUGUUCACAUGUCCCUGCCCUUCACAAAGUGUAGUCACUGUGUGGGCAGUGGCUCCCCAGUACCCAUGGGACGGCCCAGCUUGGGCCCACAAUGCAGGGGAAAGAAAUGCUGGAGUGAUAGACAGUUGGAUGGGGGUGGUUCACAUCCAGGACUGGGCAUCUGUCAGCUUGGUGAUCAGCAGUUACCUGUUCAGAGGGGUUGUGGCAAAGGCUUUGAUUUCCUAAGACUUCUUUCUAAAUGGCUCAGGAUUGCCUGUACCAUGUCAAAUGUUUUUGGGCUACCUUUUUUUUUUUUCAAGACAGGGUUUCUUUGUAUAGCCUGGCUAACCUGGAAAUCAGUCUAUAGACCAGGCUGGCCUCAAACUCAGAGAUCUUCGUGCCUCUGCUUCCCAAGUGCUGGGAUUAAAGGCAUGCACCACCACCAUCCAGCUCUGGGCUGCUUUCUUAAUUGCUGAGAGCAGAGUUGGUUUGUUUUUGUUCAUCUUCAUUUGGUUUGGUUUUAUGAGAUAGGGUCUUACUAAGUAGUCUAGGUUGGCUUCGAACUUACAGUUCUCCUGUUUCAGCCUCCCAAGUGCUGUGAUUGCAGGUGUGCUCUACCACACCUGGGUAAAUGGAAGUCAUCAUUUCCCUAAACUUAGAGCUUAUGCUUCAUUUUAUUUCUCUUAGAAAAUCAACCCAUGAUGGGGGCAAAAGUCCUCAGAGGUGGUUUGGUAGGAUGGAAAGCAUGGCUUUUUUUUCCCCCCCAGGAGUUUAACCAAUGGCCUGUGUGUACUAGCAUGGCUCCACCGAUGAACUAUCCCCAACGGGUUUUUGUUUUCAUUUUAACUUUUGAGGCAGAGUCUUGGUAAGUUACACUGGCUGGCCUUGAGCUUUUUACUGUCCUGCCUCAGUUUCCUGACAGGCCUGCACCACCAGGCCAGGCCAGUGGGAAGCAUGGACUCUCAGCUGUUUCCUGUGCUGGGCACUUCUGCUGCCUGGACGUUCUGUUCAGGAGACCAUGUCCCAGUUGUAGAGAGUCAUGCUCGGCUCAAAGGACAUUGUGGGCCUCAAGGAAGUGAAAAGACUUCACAAAUAAUGAAAAUGCUGCUGAACACUUUUGACUAUGAAUGGUACCACCCUGCCCUGCUUUGAACUUGGGUGGUAGCUUUGUGGAGGGAAGAAACCCUGUGUCCAUCUGUUCACCUGCCUAUAACUGAGUCAGGUUUUCUGUCACUGGGUACAGCUUCUGCUAAAGUUCCAGAAGAGAAAAAAUACUUUCAUCACUAUGAAAAAUGAUUUCCACAAUUGCCAGUCCCCUGUGGAAGAGAGGUGAAGCCAUGAAUCCCAGGCACCUUUGCCCUAGUAAAAGCACUUAUGGUUCAUGAUUCAAAAAGAAAACAAACAAAAAACCACACAGGGACCUGCAAGACAGCUUAGUGAGUAAAGCUUUGCUGGACAAGCCUGGUGACCUGAGUCCUGAGUUCUAUCUCUGGAAUUCACAUAAAGGUGGGAAGAGAUAACCAACUCCAUAAAGUUGUCCUCUGACCUCCACAAGUGCAUCACACACACACACACACACACACACACACACACCACACACACAAGCUCCCCAUAACUGGUGUUGGUCUCACUUUGAAAUGACUUAAAUGAGGAAAAUUCUAGGUUCUUGUCAACAAGCCUCCCAUCUACCUAGAAGCUGUUUAUUCCCCAUAGGCAGCAAUGGAGCUCCCUGUUCCCUGCCCCUCCUUGUGUACAGAGGUCGCUCACAUACUCUAUGGAUGCUCUGGCAAUGAGAUAACAUGGACGAUAACAGAGCUGGCUGCAGUGAUUCCUAAACACUACUAAGUCCCAAGCCACUGGGAGCUUCGAAUAAGGACUUCAUGGUUUUAAAGGUCCCUGUGCACAAGAAGUAGAAAUCUGCCUCCUAGGGACCCUGCCCAAGUGACAAGAGCCACAGCUCGACAUGUUCGUCUGUUUCUGCCCUUCUCUUUCUUCUAUAGUGUGCAGUUGGUUUCUAUUGCAUUUGCUAACUAAAAUCAUUAUUUUAUUAUGGAUGUGGGUUUUUUUACCUGCAUGUAUGACUGUGUGCAUGCAUGCUGGUACCUUCAGAGGCCUUAACAGGGCAUCAGAUCAUGAAGAGCUGAGUUACAGAUGGUUGUAAGCCACCAUGUGGGUGCUGGGAAGUGAACCCUGGUCCUCUGAAAAUGCAGCCACUGUGCUUAACUGCAGAGUCAUCUUGCUAGCCCCAAUAUUUUUAAGAUUUGUGUCCAUCUUUUUCAAUUAAUAUAAGUGCUCUGCCUUUAUUUUGUAAAUGAAUAUACAUGCUAAGAUAUGAAUAUAAGUCAUUUCAAGUACAUCUUUAAACAGGGUCAGCCAGUGGGUUUGGCAAAUUUUUACUUUUAUGUGCAUGUUUGACUCACUGUGUAUAUCACUGGCCCAGACAUUUGUUACAAUAAACAUAAUCAAUUUUUUGUGAUUAAAAUAAUGGGGUAGAGCUGGGCAUUGGUAGCACAUGCCUUUAAUCCCAGCCCUCGGGAGUAAGAGGCAGAGGAUCUCUGUGAGUUCAAGACCAGCCUGGUCUACAAGAGCUAGUUCCAGAACAACAGCCUCCAAAGCCACAGAGAAACCCUGUCUUGGAAAAUAAAAAUAAAAUUAAUGGGGUGGGUAUUGGUAAAAUAUACUUAGCAUGCUGGAGGCCAUGGGAUUAAUCACCACUGAAAAUAAGUUAACAUGAAAGAACAUCUUACUUAGAAAAAUGGUUUGGGGCUAUAGGAAGACAAUAUUUAGGGUUUUUUGUUUGUUUUUUUUAAACAGCUCUUAUUGGCCUUAAACUCCUGGGCUCAAAUGAUCCUCCUGCCGUAGUCUCCCAAAUAGUUGCUACUAUAGGCAUGUUUCCACCAAAUCAUUUUUUUUUUUGGAUUUUUAGGGGUUUUUCUUGAGUUUGGGUUUCAUAUAGUUCAAGUUCAACUUGAAACUCUUGCUCCUACACCACCAUGCCCAGCUAAGAAGUGUUUUUAAUGAACCUUUGUUAUUAUUCAAUAAGAUAUGUGAUGGGUGGAAUUUUUGAAGAUAUAUACACAGACUUGUAAGGGCAAGUGUUGAUGAACCACAACCUGUGAACCAAAUCCUGUCACUGCUAUAUAUAUAUUUGUGAGUUUAAAGUAUUUUAUAUAUUCCAAUGAAUUGGGGUGGGUUAGAACAGUUAUUGUAUGAAAUUCCAGUGCCUGUGGAUAAACACAAAAACAGUGCCCUGUGUCUGAGUAUCUCUGCUGAGACAGUAUAGCCUGCGAAUCAAAAGGAUUUACUGCAAGGCUGCUAAAAGGUUACAACCCCUCACACCAAGAGGGACACACUGGCUUCUGUGUGUAUGAGACAUAGUUUCAGUCUGUUGAACACCUGCUGUGAAGAAGAUACAUUUUCUGGGCAUUUACCAGGAGUUCUUGGCAGUAAUCAAAUGUCAGCCUGAUAAUCCUAUCCCCUUGAAAACCACUUAUUCCCUCCAGCUAGUGGCGCCCACUGAAAGUGCCAAAGUUCAUCUGUGUCUUUUCCCAUCUGAGGGGUCUUUAAACAUGACCCCACAGAGAGCGCUUGUUUCUGUAUAUUUGUUCUUUGGGACCUAGUGAAAAAGAUCAGACGCACAAUAUAAACAAGCCUAUUUUGUGAUUGUGAUAUCACAACCUUCAAAUUGAGUCCCUUGGGCUUGCCUCUCUGGAGGCUGGGUCCCAGUUUUAUCCAUGUGCAGCUAUUUAAAAACAGAAUUUUACUUGAAUACUUAAUACUGUGAUUAGUUUCAUGCCAUACUUUGUGAGAUAAAUCUUGGGAAUUGAGAAAUAUUUUGCUCUGUAAACAUGUAUAUGUUGACUCAUUUUUCUAGUGUUUGACAUUGUCUGGGUCAAAAGUGUUGAAUCUCAUUAAUAAAUGUUGAACUAACAGGACUUCCUGUCUCUGCGUUAAA
Cricetulus griseus (Chinese hamster) is the source of this 5463-nucleotide messenger RNA. Lineage: Eukaryota; Metazoa; Chordata; Mammalia; Rodentia; Cricetidae. The record is from RefSeq and is a predicted model, not a curated record.